Molecule: messenger RNA, 2941 nt
Organism: Rhincodon typus (whale shark)
Lineage: Eukaryota; Metazoa; Chordata; Chondrichthyes; Orectolobiformes; Rhincodontidae
Product: caldesmon, smooth muscle
Exons: 10
Coding region: 38-1528 (496 amino acids)
Biological process (GO): actin filament bundle assembly; angiogenesis; muscle contraction
Cellular component (GO): actin cytoskeleton
Molecular function (GO): actin binding; myosin binding; calmodulin binding
Source: RefSeq, a predicted model, not a curated record
ACUAUGAUAACAAUAAAUUCUUUUCUAACAUAGUGCAAUGGAUGAAGAAACCAAAGUUUCGAGAACUCAAACUCUGAUGGAUGAAGAUAAUGAUAUUGCAGAGCGGCUGCAGAAACGAGAGGAACGACGCCAGAAACGUCUUCAAGAGGCCAUGGAGCGUCAGCGGGAAUUUGAUCUUCCAGCGAAAGAGGAAAGCCAAGACAUUUCAAAGGAAAUCCGAAGAAAUGAGAGGGAGGUGGAGGAGAACAAUCAAUGGAAUAAAUGGCGGCAAGAGCCAGAACCAGAGCCUGAACCUGAACCUGAACCUGAACCUGAAAUGGAACCGGAGCCUGAACCGAAGCCUGCAAUGGAACUGGAGCCUGAACCAGAACCUGAGCCAGAAAUAGAACCGGAACCGGAACCAGAACCAGAGCCAGAAAUAGAACCAGAACCAGAACCAGAACCAGAUGAGGUGGUGAUAGCGAAGCAGGAGAUUGAAAAGCCGUACCAAAUUGAAAAGGUAAGUGUUGAUGUUGCCAGUAGAAUCCACAAAGUGUUGCCUCAUAACAUUCUGCCUUUUUCCUUUUGGCGGGGGGCGGAGUGUAGCCGCUCCGAGUCCAAGCCGAGCCAAGAAGCAGAGGAAGCAGCAGCCAAGCUGGAGGCAGAGAGGAAGCUGGAAGAGCUGAAACGUCGUCAGGAUGAGAAGGAGAGCGAAGAGUUUGAAAAGAUGAAGCAGAAGCAGCAGGAGGCUGUGGUGGAGCUGGAGGAGUUGAAGAAGAAACGAGAAGGGCGCAGGAAGGUACGAGAAGAGGAAGAGCAAAAGCGGCAGCAGGAUGAGGCCGAGAGAAAAGCAAGGGAAGAGGAGGAGAAGAGAAAAUUGAAGGAAGAUAUCGAGAGACGAAGGGCAGAGGCAGCAGAGAAACGGCAAAAACCAGAGGAUAUUGAAACGUCCAAUGAUAAAGAACCAUUCAAGUGUGUGAGCCCCCGUGGUUCCUCCCUAAAAAUUGGAGAAAGGGCAGACUUUUUGAAUCGAUCAGCAAAGAAGAGCUCUACCACCAAGACAUCACGUCCUGUACUGGGUGUAUCCAAGAUUGACAGUAAAUUGGAGCAGUAUACAAGUGCAAUUGAGGGUGCCAAAGCUGCGAAAGGAGGCAGGACAUUAGCUUCAGAUCUCCCACUGACAGCUGAAGGAGUGCGGAACAUAAAGAGUAUGUGGGAAACUGGUGAUGUCUAUAGUUCUGCUUCCCCACCUAAUAAGGGCACACCGAACAAGGAGGUAGCGGGUCUGAAAGUUGGCGUUGCCGGCCGCAUCAACCAGUGGCUCACCAAAACUCCUGAAACAAACAAAUCACCUGCAUCUAAACCCUCAGAUGUGAAGCCGGGAGACGUAUCAAGCAAACGGAACUUGUGGGAGAAUAAGACUGAUUCUUCCAAUGGAAAAGCAGCCACCCCAUCUAAGAUUACAGCUGGAAGUAAGUACAAGUCAGGCUCAGCUGGGGAUCACCGCAGUUACACUAAUGGGAUGGCACAUUAUGAAAAUGAACCCUAAAGAAAUCAGCACAGAAUUCUGUCCAACUGGUUCUGAGAUGCCUAGAUGAGCUUUUUUUUUAAAAUAUUUAUAUAUUAUUUUAUUAAGGAAUUGGUUCACAUUAUCCCAGUCAAAGCCAUGUGUAUUAGCACUGUAUUACAAAUCCACACAUUAGCAAUUGAUCUUCACAGGUAUAACACCUUUGUACAGAUCAUUGAAACCCUUAUUUUGAAAGAGAAAUGUGCUGUGAAAUUUGAAGAUUUAGAAUAUUGAUACAACAUCUACUUUAGAAUAAAAUUAAAUCUAGAAAAUGGAACAUUCUGAUCAUGAAUUCAUUGAUAAAUUAAAUGAUUAAAACCAAUGAGAUUUUGAAUUAGACUUUCUACUCACUUUAAAAUGUUCUGCCUGAUGACACGUUUUUUACAUUUUUGUUAAAUAUGUUUAAAUGGGUUUAAGAUUUGAUUUGUAAUAUUGGUACUGAUUAUUGAUUGUUUCAUUUUGUUCUGAAUGGAGAAAAUGGAGCAAUAGUGGUUUAUCACAAAUAACAUUCACAUUUUCUAGCUUUGUAGUUUAAUUAAAGAUAGAAUGCUUUUAACUAGCUUGAAAUGCUGGAUCAUUUAUUCAGUAAUAAACCAGAUAGCAGCCUACAGCACAGUUUUUUUUUUAAAGAAAAAUUCACACUUCUCACAAAAGUUAUUUCCAACAUAACUGGCCUUAGAUGUUCAAAGUGAGUACUCAAGAGACAAAAAAAAACUGAAUCUGCCUCAAAAUUAUAUUAAAAAAAAACUCAAUAUAUUUUAACGAGUGACCGAAUGAGUGUAUGUGUUGAUGUGUGUGUCUGCGAUGAAAUAGGACAAUGAAUAGAUGUAGUAUUAGGAGUUUUAAAAGGGGUUAUGAGUUCUCUGAAACACUGAACUUCCACUAUGCAUGUCACAGGAGCUGUACCACAUACCUUUAGAUGUAUCACACUUUUAUUCAUAUCUUAACCUGCAUACAUGGCGAAUACACAAGAAUUCAAAGUCCUGAUUUGUUGAAGGAAAUUGAAAGUUUUAAUAGAUGUUUCUUCAACAUAGUUUAAUUUUGAGUCUGAAUAGGAAAAGAGGCUUUUUAUCACUUCUUGUGUAUGUUAGUCAUCUCUGCGUGAAGUUAAAUAAAGGUGGAGAAAUCGACCCAAAGAUGUGCUACAACAGCUUUGCUACAAAACAUUAACCAUUUUGUACUUCUUUUCAGUUUACAUAUAACAUGAAAUGCAAAUGCACUCAGUUAUUGUCUGGAAAUAAAACUAUGCAACUUUUAUCUUAAAUUGCCUGCUUUCUGCCAUUUUGUGAACACCACAAAUAGUUAGAGUUUGAGGCAACUGCAUUUUCCAUUACAAUGUUUAAAACAAUGUAUUAUGAACAUGGCAAUUCACAAUAAACAGAUUAUUUCUAUAAA